AUGGCGCCACAACCUCUAAAAUCAUCCCCCGCGCCCAACGACCACAACCAAGCCGUCCCAGACCCCCUAGCGCACUUCCAAGCGAUACCAUGGUGCGCCGCGCUCCUCUCCGACCGGUCCAACCUCGACGUCAUAGUCCCAGACCGCCGUCCCCUGCCCUCCGGCGAAUCCAACUUCGUCCGCAAGACCAUGAACAGCCCGACGACGGUAAAAGCAUGCGUAACCUUCAUACGCAUGGUCAAGCCCGCCAAAUCCAAAGCGAAGAUCACGGCCCCUAGCUCGGGGGGUACGGGUGAGGUCUCGCCAGCGGGAGGUGUAUCCCCAGUGGGUAACGGGAAGGUGGAUAAGGAGAAAAGAGUAAAGCAGACCGCAUCCCAGGCUCUACUCGGUGGUGGUGGAAAGGAAAACGGCGAGGACCCGCAGAACCCGUUUAUACUGUUUAACGCCCUGGCGGAUUUGGGUAUUGAUACGCAGAGCUUCGCGGGGACUAUGCAUGGCGGGUUGUAUGGAGUUAUGUUGGAUGAGGUUAUGGGGACUGCGGCUAACCAUCAAGCUCCGCACGGAGCUUAUACGGUUCGCUUCACGACGAACUUCCGCCGCGCGGUUACGCCGCCCCAGAUUGUGUUAAUUCGUGGGCGUGUGGUACGAAAGGAUGGGCGCAAGCUCUAUGUCAAGGGUGUAAUGGAAGAUAAAGAUGGAAACAUCAUGGCUGAAGGCGACGGACUUUGGCUGGCCAUGGGUAGUAAAUUAUGA
Molecule: messenger RNA, 753 nt
Organism: Hypoxylon trugodes
Lineage: Eukaryota; Fungi; Ascomycota; Sordariomycetes; Xylariales; Hypoxylaceae
Product: Thioesterase/thiol ester dehydrase-isomerase
Exons: 3
Coding region: 1-753 (250 amino acids)
Source: RefSeq, a predicted model, not a curated record